AGUGGUGCACAUGCUUGUACAGGCUUUCGCCACUGGGGGCAGCUUGCCCUAGGAUUGCAUUCCAGUGAAACCAAAGCAACAGUCUGGGCAGCUAUCAGAAUGAGAGAGAGUGUUGGAGUGUGUGUCGCUUUCCAUUCACUGCUGCCGGGCUGCUUUUGUGUGCUCGAUUCUCCUCUUCCACACAGGAUCAGACGCUACUAUGGGAACUUCUGUGCUGCGGGGUGCAGGACACAAACAAAGAGAGCUAAACGCCGGCUGAAGGGAGUUCUUUAGCAAUGCGGGAGAAGGAACAUUUGGGGCUGCUGCUGCUGCCGCUACUACUGCUACUCUUGCCUAAAUGUAAAACUGAAAUACUGCAAUGUCCAUGAAGUGCAAAUCAUUUCGGAGAAGCUUAACCCUUCACUGCAAGCAAGGCUCUUGUCAUUGUGCAGCUUUUUGCUCCAGGAUAUGUCUGUCAUGGCACAGGGGAAAUAAUGUUCCCAAAACUGUCUGCCUCCCAAGAGAUCCAGUCUUUAAUCCGGGGUGUCAGCGAGCACUGACUUCCUAUGGUGCCACUGACACGCUUUGUCAUACUUGUGGCACUGUGAACAAAGAAAGAAAAGAUAAGAGCAGACCUACAUAAGUCAAAGGAUGGGUUUCAAUGCAAUCAGGCAUCUAAGCAGAUCGGCUGCAGUACUAGUGAUCGCCCCUACUGUACUACUGACGAUGCUCUCCUCUGCUGAACGUGGAUGCCCUAAGGGCUGCAGGUGCGAAGGCAAAAUGAUUUACUGUGAAUCCCAAAAGCUGCAAGAAAUCCCACAGGGCAUUUCGGGAGGUUGCUUGGGCCUAUCGUUACGGUAUAACAGCCUCCAGAAACUCAAGUUCAACCAGUUCAUGGGACUGAACCAACUCACUUGGCUUUACUUGGACCACAAUCACAUCAGCAAUAUCGAUGAGAAUGCCUUCAAUGGAAUCCGCAGACUGAAGGAGCUGAUCCUCAGCUCCAACAAAAUCAAUCAGCUGCUGAAUAAUACCUUUCGACCGGUGACUAACCUGCGUAACUUGGAUAUAUCUUAUAAUCAGUUGACUUCUUUGGGUGUAGAGCAGUUCAGGGGCUUGCGGAAACUCCAGAGCUUGCAUCUACGCUCCAAUUCCCUGCGCAAUAUCCCAGUGCGAAUUUUCCAGGAUUGCCGUAAUCUAGAGUUCUUGGAUAUGGGCUACAACCGGAUACGAAGUUUAGCUAGGAAUGUGUUUGCUGGCUUGAUCCGUCUCAAGGAGCUCCACCUGGAACAUAACCAGUUUUCCAAACUUAACCUGGCCCUGUUCCCGCGCCUGGUCAGUCUACAGUUCCUCUACCUGCAGUGGAAUAAGAUUAGCGUUAUUGGUCAGACCAUGUCCUGGACCUGGAACUCGUUACAAAAACUCGACCUGUCGGGCAAUGAGAUUGAAGCGUUCAGUGGGCCUAGUGUCUUCCAGUGUGUGCCUAAUCUGCAGACCCUCAACCUGGAUUCCAACAAGCUCACCUUCAUUGGCCAGGAGAUUCUUGACUCGUGGAUUUCCCUCACUACCAUCAGCCUAACUGGGAAUAUAUGGGAGUGCAGCCAGAACAUUUGCUCUCUCGUCAACUGGUUAAAAAGUUUCCGAGGCUGGCGAGAGAACACGGUGAUCUGUGCCAGUCCAAAGGAACUGCAAGGGGUCAACGUGCUGGAGGCUGUGAAAAACUACAGCAUCUGUGGCAAAGCCACCGUAGAAAAGUUGGAUACAACAGUUUGGACAAAGCCGACGUUCAAACCCAAACCCACCAGACCCAAGGUGGAAAGCAAGCAGCAGGUCCCUUAUGUGCCCACAGUGGGCACGCCGGAGUCAAGCUCCGACACCGACCAGGAAAUGGAGCAUAUCUCCUUCCACAAAAUCAUUGCGGGGAGCAUCGCGCUCUUCCUCUCGGUCCUGGUGAUCUUGUUGGUGAUUUAUGUCUCUUGGAAGCGCUACCCGGCCAGUAUGAAGCAACUGCAGCAGCGCUCUCUAAUGCGAAGACGCAGGAAAAAGAAAAGGCAGUCGCUCAAGCAAAUGACUCCCAGCACGCAGGAAUAUUAUGUUGAUUAUAAGCCUACCAACACCGAAACCAGCGAGAUGCUGCUGAACGGAACGGGACCCUGCACGUUUAGCAAAUCGGGCUCCAGGGAAUGUGAGAUCCCACUUUCAAUGAACGUCUCUUCAUUUCUCACCUUUGAUCAGCCAACGAUAAGUUACUGUGGGGUCCAUCAAGAGCUCCUGGCUUCCAAGACAUUCGAAACAGCCAUCCAAGAAGAAAGCAUGGACAUACACAGAGAGAGAGACAUCGAAUUGAGCACAAUAACGAGUAUAGCGCGCCCUAGUGAGCACAUGUAGGUGCCCAGGCCGACCUUCACCCAGUCCAAGUGAAUCUCAGGGUCGAGGUUCCAUUGCAGGGAGGGCGAAGCUCAGAAAAAGCCGGACAGAUGGAAGACGUGCUUUACACUGUGCCCAGUGAUCCAAGGGACCUGACUUGGCAUUAAGGGUCUGCACAGCAAAAAAAAAA
Messenger RNA from Polypterus senegalus (gray bichir), 2536 nucleotides. RefSeq names its product leucine-rich repeat transmembrane neuronal protein 3-like. The record is from RefSeq and is a predicted model, not a curated record. NCBI's taxonomy places the organism in Eukaryota, Metazoa, Chordata, Cladistia, Polypteriformes, Polypteridae. The coding region runs from base 631 to 2367 and encodes 578 amino acids. The transcript is spliced from 3 exons. Gene Ontology annotation, molecular function: protein binding.